Molecule: messenger RNA, 636 nt
Organism: Hibiscus syriacus
Lineage: Eukaryota; Viridiplantae; Streptophyta; Magnoliopsida; Malvales; Malvaceae
Product: pathogenesis-related leaf protein 4-like
Exons: 2
Coding region: 30-572 (180 amino acids)
Cellular component (GO): extracellular region
Source: RefSeq, a predicted model, not a curated record
UCCAUAGCUAUAUACAAAAGAAAGCAAUAAUGACAAAGAUUGAUCUGGCCAUUGUUUUGAUCUCAAUGUUCAUAAUUCUUUCACUCCAUUCUAUCGUCGGUAACGCUGCAGAAGCUGCGAAAUCGGGAGAAGAACCCAAAAGCAAACACCCAAAGGAGGAAACUCCUGAAGACAUCUUGAAAGCUCAUAAUGAAUUUCGUGCUCAAGUUGGGGUUCCUCCACUGGUUUGGAAUGAAACCCUAGCUAAAUAUGCUCAAGUUUAUGCCAAGAAAAGGGUGAAUGACUGUAAGAUGGAGCAUUCCAUGGGACCCUACGGUGAAAACCUUGCCGGAGGCUAUGAAGACUCCACUAUCGCGGAUUCCGUGAGAUUUUGGGCUACAGAGAAGCCUGACUAUGAUCCUGCUUCCGGUAAAUGUAAAAGCGGCGGAUUCGAUUGCGGCCACUAUACUCAAAUUGUUGCGAGAAAGACGACCAACGUUGGGUGCGCUAGAGAAAAGUGUACAAACGGAUGGUAUUAUGUGAUUUGCAGCUACUAUCCUGCUGGAAACAUUGAGGGUGAAAAAGCUUAUUAAUUCUUCUUCUUCUUCUUUCGGACUUUAUUUCCUUGGUUUUAAAGGAACUGCUAGACUAUAUGCA